AAUGAAUACAUCUCCUUUAUUAUUGCAAAGUGUGUGAUUUUCCUUAUCAUGCUUUAUUGAUAUUUCCUUUUGGUUUACCUUUCUCAUGUACGUCUUGGUUAACGGAAUCUAUGUCUACCUUUUCUCUUCCCUCUCCCUCUUAUAAAACCCAUACCUUUUAUAUUUUAGAGCCAUGCCCCGAUUUCUGCAAAACUUGUGGCCAAUAUGCUGUUGGUCGCUGGGGCAGAUCACAUCAUCACCAUGGACCUGCAUGCCUCUCAGAUACAGGGAUUCUUUGAUAUUCCUGUGGAUAACUUAUAUGCGGAACCUGCGGUUCUGCAGUGGAUUCGGGAGAAUAUCGCCAAGUGGAGGAACUGCAUCAUCGUUUCACCCAAUGCAGGGGGAGCCAAAAGGGUCACAUCAAUUGCAGACGGGUUGAACGUGGAAUUUGCUUUGAUUCACAAAGAAAGGAAGAAGGCGAAUGAAGUGGACCGGAUGGUGCUGGUAGGGGAUGUGAAAGAUCGUGUGGCUAUCCUUGUGGACGACAUGACUGACACGUGUGGCACCAUCUGCCAUGCCGCCGCCAAGUACGCGGGGGGUGGGGAGUUGGGAGAUAUUUACUGA
Choloepus didactylus (southern two-toed sloth) is the source of this 603-nucleotide messenger RNA. RefSeq names its product ribose-phosphate pyrophosphokinase 2-like. NCBI's taxonomy places the organism in Eukaryota, Metazoa, Chordata, Mammalia, Pilosa, Megalonychidae. Gene Ontology annotation, cellular component: ribose phosphate diphosphokinase complex; cytoplasm. Gene Ontology annotation, molecular function: magnesium ion binding; ribose phosphate diphosphokinase activity. The record is from RefSeq and is a predicted model, not a curated record. The transcript has 3 exons. Gene Ontology annotation, biological process: purine nucleotide biosynthetic process; ribonucleoside monophosphate biosynthetic process; 5-phosphoribose 1-diphosphate biosynthetic process. Bases 205 to 603 code for a protein of 132 amino acids.